Hyalella azteca is the source of this 3787-nucleotide messenger RNA. RefSeq names its product protein argonaute-4. Bases 113 to 2971 code for a protein of 952 amino acids. The record is from RefSeq and is a predicted model, not a curated record. NCBI's taxonomy places the organism in Eukaryota, Metazoa, Arthropoda, Malacostraca, Amphipoda, Hyalellidae. The transcript is spliced from 16 exons. Gene Ontology annotation, molecular function: RNA binding; protein binding.
ACUAAAAGUUUUUGAUUCUAACUAGGCAAUUUUUAACAAAAAGUUUUGAUUGUAUAUAAAUAGAACAGCUUUGGAUUAUUAUUAAAUCACAUUCAAUUGUUGAGGCAGAAGGAUGGUUUGGAUCAGUGACCCACUAGAUGAGAAUCCAAAUCCUCCUAUUAGACAAGUGGCAUCUGGCAGUCUGGGCAGAAGAGUAACGCUGUUUUCCAACUAUUACAAAGUUGUUCCCUUUGAUGUAACAAAAAAUGUUACUCUUCAUCAUUUUGAUGUCAAAAUAUUGGAUGCCAAGAAGUCAGAUGGCAGUGAUGAACUUGAAAAAAUAACUCCGUAUGAAGCAGUUGCAGCAACUGCUGGACCUCAAAAAAGUAAUGCUGAAAAGAAAAAGAAGAGAAGGAUGGGCCGCCCAAAAGGACCUAAACCUGGGAAGGAGCCGCCCAGCCAAGCUGGAAUAGAUCUUGGGGACAUGAGUUCUGCCUUAGACAAUGUUGCCACACCUCACAUGAAUAGUUCUUAUAAAAGGCAUAUUUCAAAAGCGCUUGGACGAAAAAUAUUUUCAGGAUUCAUCAAAGAGCAUCCUGAGAUUUUUGAGGCCACAAAUGACGGGAAGGGCCUCUUGAUGACCUUUGAUGGCAUUUGCAAUGCCUACUGUGCCACCUCUGGCACGGCCAUUCCUCAAAUCCUGAAAGGCCCUAUCCGGUUCAAACUCAAGUUCUAUGAUGAAACUCUCAACAGAGAAAAGGAAUAUCAUAUAGUUUGGAAGCUCGUUGGGAAGUCAUUAUUGAAAGAAUUGCUGCAGCAUCUUCCCAAGUGUCAGCCUCUAACACAUCAAUGUCAAGAUAUCUUCCACAUGCUUCAAGUGAUGCUAAAUUAUGAGCAUGCUAGAAAGUAUGCAACUUCAUCUUUAAAUAACUUCUUCUCUCAUAAAGAAGAAAGAUUUGGCCAAAAUUUCCAGAUUGGUCACGGUAAAGAAGGGGUAAUAGGAUUUCAUUCUUCCCUACGCCCCUGCGGUUGGAAGGACGCCAGCUGCCUCAUGCUGAACAUUGAUGUUGCUCACAGACCCUUCUUGGAGUGCAAGAGUCUUUUGAAGUACCUGCGCUCUCAGCCCAGCGCACAAGAAUAUUUCAAGAACGAAGAGCUCGGUCCUGAGGCCAUCGGUCUCAUCCUCGACAAGAUCGUGAAGGAACAAAUUAAGAUCUCCACUAAACACGGAGGCUAUACUCGCCAGUAUAAAGUGGUAGGAGUGAGCGAUAAGACAUCGAUGACUUGCACUUUUGACGUGACUAAGGACGGUGAGGUAGAAACCAUUACUGUGGCCGAGUACUUCGAACGGACGUAUGGUACCACACUUAAGUACCCAAGAAUGAACUGUCUGCUGGUCGGCAACAAGAAGUCGCACAUGCCCAUCGAAAUGUGCGACAUCGUUGCCAACCAACGAGUGCGAGGCAGGCUUGGUCAGGACGAGUCGAGGGAGUUCAUCAAGCGCUCAGCACAGCCUCCUCAACAGCGCAAGAAACAAAUUUCCGAGAUUUUUGACAAAAGCUGCGAGGAUAAAGUCCAGGUGCUGGCGUCUCUUGGGUUGGAAGUUGAUCACAACAUGGUCAAAUUCGAGGGUCGCGUGAUUGAACCGCCAGUCGUGGAGCUCGGCAAGAAACUUCAGCCGAAAAUUGAAAGGGGUGAAUGGAAAAUCAACCUAUAUCGGGAUGCCUUCAAGCAGCCUGCCAAGCUCGACCACUGGGCCAUCAUCAACUUCUCGACUGCCAAGGACGCCGAUGAAAUAAUUAAUGAAUUCAAAAAAAUGAUGAUGGACAAAGCAAGAAAUUUUGGCAUGGAUCCAAAAUGCCCCCGCUUCGUGAAAUCGGAGCCACUGCCCUGUAAUGUGGGCGAUUUGCUGGAAAAAAUAAAUAAAGACUGCAAAGGUCUGCGUCUUCUCGUCUUCGUUAUUGAUGAUGGCGACAAAAGAACCUACCCUACAGUGAAGGCAAAAAAUCGACUGAAUUUUGUGACUCAGUGCGCGCAUUAUUCCACCCUUGUUAAACUGGACGGUACGAUUAUGCUCAACUUGCUGCUGAAGAUUAAUGUGAAGCUCGGAGGAGUUUCGCAUGUCGCGCUGCCUCGGCAGCCCGAUCACGAGCGAGUUGGCGGUAAUAAAGUGAUGGUGAUGGGAGCUGACGUCAACCACCCAGACCCUGGCGAUAAGCUCAGCCCUUCGAUAGUGGCUGUGGUGGCCUCGGUCGAUGUCCACGCUUGUAAAUACGUCAGGGAAGUCCGUCAUCAGAACAGAGAACAUAAAGGAAGAGACAUCAUUACAGACAUGAAAGAGAUCACUAAGAACCUGCUUGAACAGUUCUGGCGUCAGAACAAAAUUCUGCCCGAGAAAAUCAUGAUGUUCAGAGACGGUGUAAGUGAAACGCAGUUCAGCCAAGUGCUGGCAUCGGAGCUGAGGGCCAUGAGGGAAGCCUGCACCAGCAUCAGUACAGACUACAAGCCUUCCAUGACAUUCCUGUGUGUUCAGAAGAAACAUCACACUCGUCUCUUCCUAGAAAAAGGUGGCAAUGUCGAAGCAGGCACCGUUGCCGACACCACCAUCACCAGCCCCUGGCUGAUGGACUUCUACCUCAACUCGCAUACCGGUGACGGCUUAAGGGGAAGCACCAACCGGCCGGCGCACUACACGGUGUUGUGGGACGACAGUGACAUGAGCUUUGACCAGAUCCAACGGCAGUCAUUUUCUCAGUGCCAUAAUUACGCGCGGUGCUUUCGUUCAACUUCCAUUCCAACUGCAGUUUACUACGCGCACCACGCCGCUUUCAAAGCAAAGGUGCUGCUGGAUGAAGCCAUUCUGACUGACGGGCACAAGUGGCUAGCGGCAGCUGAGAAGAGCGGGAAGGACUCGUACCCUGACGAGGAGCUCGACAAAGUUGUGCGUGUGGACAUUUCCAUGGAGACCAGCCGACGAAUGGACUAUGUGUAAAAUGGGCGUAUAUAUUUGGAAUUAUUUUAUAUCGGAAACGCGCAAAAUUUUAGAAUUUGCACAGAGAAUUUGAGGAGCUACCCCGAGUUUUGGUUAUCAUUCGUAUUUGUUUGAAGCUCAUGGUUAUUAUAUUGUUUUCAGUUGAGAAGGAAGAUUUGAACUGAAAUCCAGAGUAGGAAUCUCGGAAUCGAGAUUGAGUUACUACAGAGCUAGUUGUUGCUGACGGAGAAUACUAUGCAGUAGUCAUUGUAUCUGUUGACGCUGAAUAGAUUAUAUAUGAACUGUUGUAUUAAUACAGAACGGUUACUUAUUGGAGAACUGUUCCAAUAGAAGACCUAGAACUGUUAUUAAUACUGUUGAACUGUUGUAUUAAUUACUUAUUGGAUAUGGGAAAUACGUUACAAUAGUCAUUGUAUCUGUUGAUAUUGAAUAGGAUUGUUUAAAUUUUUAUUUUAUUUAUUGGAUAGCGCUAGAGCUCUGUUGCAAUGCCCAGUCAUUAAUUUUUUAUUCCAUUAAGGCUCCGUUUAGCACAUUUAUGUUAUUUGUGUUGUUGUGGUGUAAUUUUGAAUGUUUCAUGCACUGAAUGUGGGAACAAAACCAUACCUCUUUCCCAAACAUCUAACUAUCAUUUAUUAAUGUUGGCAGUUGAGUUUGUAUAUCUUACGCGUUUGUAUCGCUGUAUUGGGAUUUAUUAUUGACGCUUAUAUCGCAUAUAAUAUACGACUCCUAGUUGUGCGACUUGAUAAAUAUAGCUUUUCUAACGAUUUAAACAAUAUUCUGUGAUUAAAAACGAUAUUUAUCCACUCAAGUUUAUGA